Necator americanus (New World hookworm) is the source of this 2640-nucleotide messenger RNA. RefSeq lists its product as uncharacterized. Gene Ontology annotation, biological process: Golgi to plasma membrane transport; exocytosis. The transcript has 25 exons. Bases 1 to 2640 code for a protein of 879 amino acids. The record is from RefSeq and is a predicted model, not a curated record. Gene Ontology annotation, cellular component: exocyst. Lineage: Eukaryota; Metazoa; Nematoda; Chromadorea; Rhabditida; Ancylostomatidae.
AUGUCUGAUGGUGAGAGGUUGGCACCUCCUGGCACACGUCCCAAGGGACCACCGACCGUCACUGGAUUGUCUCCUACUGAAGGAACCCCCGGCACGCAGAUCACCAUACGUGGAGAAAACCUUGGCACAGAUCAGAAUGAUCUUCUCAUGUUAUUUAUAUGUGGAACGGAUUGCUUGCACACUGCUAAAUGGAAAACGGACAAGAAGAUUAUUGCUCGAUUGGGCCAAGCCAAUCGAGGCCUAGGAGAGGUGAAGAUUGCAACAAAAUCUGGUGGUCGAGGUAUCUGCAAUGUGAAAUUCAGAGUAUUUAUUGCUCAAGUAGGACCAUUGGAGGAGUCUGCUGUAUGGGUUGAUGAGACACAAACAGUUCCCGGACGAGAGGCUGUGCGAACAGUUGCUCAAACUACAGAAGAACGCGAUGCUCUUGGUUUGACGCCAACCACUAAGAAAAUGGAUCCCGCUCUUCUAUCUAAGAUGUUCCCAGACGGCUCGGGUAACAUACGUAUGGAAAGCUUUAAUCCGCAAUGGUAUCUCUUAGAACAUCACUCCGAGACCUCGAUAGAAGAUCUUCGUGAAGCCUUAAAGAACAUGCAACUUGCUAAGGCAGAUGAAGCAAAGAAAAAUGAGCAAAUGCACAAGGCUAAUCUUUAUUCGCUGAUUAGCUGUGUUGACUCACUCGCGGCGCUGCACGAUGAAUUGGAGCGGAGCAGUAAAGCUGGCGACUUUGCUGUAAUAAAACAAAUAGGGAGUCAGAUUGCCGAAGCUAGAGUCAAAGCAGAAAACGUAUUUAAAGACGUUCUGUCUCGAAAAGAUCGUGCUGAUGCUACGAGAAAUGCACUGUCGGUCCUAACACGCUUCAAAUUCAUCUUCUUUCUUUCUAAAACUAUCGAUGACAAUAUGAAGAAGGGUGAAUAUCUGACUAUCCUUAAUGACUACAUGAGGGCGAAAUCUCUAUACAAGGACACAGAAGUUGCACUGUUCAGAGAAUUGAUGCUACACCUGGAUGCUAAAAUAGAUCGGUUCAAGGAAGAGAUGAAGCUCAAAUUGAUAGAUACUAGCGCUUCCUUCGAAGAACAGAGCAAGCUCAUCAAGUACCUAAAGAUUCUUGAACCGGAUUCUGAUCCAACUUGGGAAUGUAUCACAGCGUAUCAUUGCUGGCUUGAAGACAUUCUGUGGAAGCUGCAAGAAGAGCACUUCAAGAAAGCGCUGGAACUUGUAAAUGCGGCUCAGGAUCAUCGCUUUACCUUGGUUGAAACUAAUGAGCGACAAUUAUUCGUGUCAUCCUUGGUUUCAAUUUUGAUGAACAAGCUGCAGUCUUUCUGGAAACUUUCCAAUACAUACACCACGAAUGAUGAGCGAUGGACUCAACGUCAGGAUGAUAUUAAUCAAAUGCUCAUUAAUACCAUCAACGUGUCAUCGUGGUUGAUUCUCAAUGCGCUUGUGCCCAAAGCACUACCAGAUGAUGUCAUUAAAAGGUAUGAAGCUCAGUUUGUACGGUGGCCAGAAAUGUCGCCGCAAGUGAAUAGAACCGUCCUUGCACAAAGUUUGAAAGUUCUUAGAUCAUUUAUAUCCUCACUACUAGAAGCUCAGUUUACGAAUACUCACGUCCAGCCGCUGGUUGAGUUGUGCAUGACAGUGCGGUUAAAGGUUGUCUCUGACGUAAUUGACAAGGGAGUUGAAAACAUUUGCGCACUGGGAAGCAAAGAAAAUUGGAAACAAGAUUUUAGUUCAAGCGUUGCAGCGAAAACAGCUUUGCCCGACUUCUACGAAAACGAAGUAUUCGAUUGCUUGUCUGCCGUUCGCGACGCGUUAUCCUUUACUGGCUAUCCUGGCGAAGCAUGCUUAUUUUCACGUGAACGGUUUAGAACUACACUCGUUGAUAUAUUUGUACAUCUUGUCGCUGCGAUCAGGCAUUGUUUUGAUAGGUUGCUUAAUCUCCGCGCAGAUCUGAAAAAGCCACAAGAUCUUGACCUGAAUCGCAAAGAUGACGAAAAAUCACAUCUUACUACGAAGAAGCUCCUCAUUAGCAUCUGCAAUCUGGAGUUUAUUCUGGAAAAUGCACUGAAGAACAUUAAUAAACGUAUGUUCGAUUGUGGAGUGAAGUAUGCCGAUGAAGUGUAUGAGAAAUCAAAAGCGAAAUUGUCUUUGUACAGGCAAACUCUUGUCCGAUGUUAUAUAAUGAUCAAGAGUAGCGCUUUUUCAUCGCUCAUAGAUUCUGCCGACUACGAAUUUAUCCCUGAUGAUGAUGUAUCUGAUUACGCGAAGGAAAUGAUGAUGUGUUGUGUGCUUCAACAGGCAGAACUGGAACUAUGUUCCCCUCAGCUGACAUCCGAAUGUCUACAGGCUACUGUUCAAAAUGCGUUUGUAAAUUUACUGGAUCAAUUAGAAGCUCGAGAUCCUGCAUCGGAGCGUGAAGCCACUCAACGAGUUAUUGAUGUAUGUGCCUUAGAACAAGCCCUCGGAGGAUUUACUAAUUUGGAGACGAGAACCCAUGUCAAUGUGUAUCGCGCUGGUUUGGUGGGACAAUUGGAUCAACGGAAACUUCAACGCUGCCUGAAUAACAUGCGUGCAUCGAUGCGAAUGGCAUUGGAAAGUUUGGAGGGUGGCGCCGAAGACGAUUUGAAUACUUCUAGUAUUUAG